UAGCGCGGUUUCCGGCCUACUAAUAAAGUGUACCUAUCAGUACUAUAGUACUAUUAUCGACAAGUAUCAUCGAAAAAAAAAACUAGAUUUAGGUGGCAGCUGGAUAUCUACACUUCAGCAGUCAUGGCUAGACGCGUCGCUGUGGUGACAGGGUCCAAUAAAGGAAUCGGCUUCGCCAUUGUGAGAGCUUUGUGCAAGCAGUUUGAUGGGGACGUCAUUCUCACAGCACGUGAUGAAGGUCGAGGUCAAGCUGCUGUGAAAGCGCUGCAGGGUGAAGGUUUGCAGCCAAAGUUUCAGCCGCUGGACAUCGAUGACCACAACAGUGUGAUACGCUUGAGAGAUUUUCUUCAGCAGACGUACGGCGGGCUGGAUAUUCUAGUCAACAAUGCCGCCAUCUUAUUUCAUGAUGAGAGCCUACCCUAUGGCAAGCGGGCCAAGGAAGUUAUAAAAACGAAUUAUUUUAGUAAUCUAGACGUCUGCAAUGCUUUAUUUCCGAUUCUAAGGCCACAUGCCAGAGUUGUCAAUCUUUCUAGCGUGAUGUCUCAAAUUGGACUGAACGGGUGCUCUGAAGCUCUGAGGGCCAGAUUUACUGAUCCAACUAUUUCGAUAGAAGAGCUAUCAAGCUUGAUGCAAAGAUUUGUUGAUUUGUCUCAAAACGGGAAACAAGAUGAAGCUGGUUACUUCAGCUCUUACCAUGGGUACGCCAUGUCCAAAAUUGGCGUGACUGUCAUGUCAAUGAUACAACAGAGAGAGCUGGACAAAUCCGGAGCAGACGAUAUCGUUGUCAACGCUUGUUGCCCAGGUUACGUAGAUACUGAUAUGAGCGAACAUAAAGGAUUCCUAACCAUUGACCAAGGAGCUGAAGGUCCAAUUUAUUGCGCACUUCUGCCACCAAAUGUUAGCUCUCCCAGAGGAAAAUUUAUUAGCCAAAAGAAUAUAGUUGAAUGGAAGAUGUAACUUUGUUUUAAUAUUUUCAAAACUUGAGCUAUAUAUAGCUACUUGGUGAUAUUGCAAGAAUCUAUUUGCUAAAGGAAAAGACAAAAAUUGUGCUCCCUUUAACAUUGUCCGCUCAGGAAUCAUUUUCUUUUUUUUUCUUUUUAUUUUUCUUUAUAUCAGUAACAGUUUAUAAUUCAAAUAGGACUGUUUCUUUUUUUUUUUUAAUAUAUCUAUGAAGAACAAUUUAUUUAUUUAAUAAAUAUAUUUAAGAUC
This is a messenger RNA of Biomphalaria glabrata, 1209 nucleotides long. RefSeq names its product carbonyl reductase [NADPH] 3-like. Gene Ontology annotation, molecular function: carbonyl reductase (NADPH) activity. Lineage: Eukaryota; Metazoa; Mollusca; Gastropoda; Planorbidae. The transcript has 8 exons. Bases 124 to 957 code for a protein of 277 amino acids. The record is from RefSeq and is a predicted model, not a curated record.